GCCACCCCCGCCCCUCAUAGUGGCGCUCUCGCCAUCUUGCACCCCCUCCAGCCUAGCCCAGUCACCUUUUCCCUUUCCACAGUUUCUGUCCCCCCUAUUCCCCGCCCCCUGCCCAUCGUGUCCCGGGUCCGCCGCCGCCGCAGACACCGCGCCAUCUCUGUCCCCUCUCAUUCUCCACGCGGGACGCGCAGACGUGCUUCCACGUGUCCUUAAGCAGAGAUGAAUAAUACAGCAGCUAGCCCGAUGUCUACUGCCACUUCGAGUAGUGGAAGAAACACAGGGAAGGCUGUAAGCUUUGCUGCAGAACUGCAGAGCAUGCUGUUUUCUUUAGGGGAUGCUAGGAGGCCUCUCCAUGAAACAGCAGUUUUAGUAGAAGAUGUGGUUCACACACAGCUAGUUAACUUGGUACAGCAAGCUGCAGAAGUCUCUCAACUGAGGGGAGCAAGGGUGAUCUCUGCUGAAGAUCUUCUGUUCUUGAUGAGAAAAGAUAAGAAAAAGCUUAGAAGACUUCUAAAAUACAUGUUUAUCCGAGACUACAAAUCAAAGAUCAUCAAAGGCAUUGACGAGGACGACCUCCUGGAAGAAAAACUUAGUGGCAGCAGCAGUACAAACAAGAGACAGAAAAUCGCUCAGGACUUGAUCAACUCUAUUGACCAAACAGGAGAGCUUCUGGCCAUGUUUGAGGACAACGAACUUGAUGAUGUUAAACAGGAGAGAAUGGAGAGAGCAGAAAGACAGACUCGAACUAUGGAUUCAGCUCAAUAUGCGGAAUUCUGUGAAAGCCGGCAGCUAAGUUUCUCCAAAAAAGCUUCCAAAUUUCGAGACUGGCUGGACUGUGGCAGCAUGGAGAUAAAACCCAAUGUCAUAGCUAUGGAAAUUCUGGCAUACUUAGCGUAUGAAACAGUGGCACAGGUAGUGGAUCUGGCUCUUCUCGUGAGGCAGGAUAUGGUUUCCAAGGCAGGGGACCCCUUCAGCCAUGCCAUUUCUGCAACCUUCAUUCAGUAUCAUAACUCAGCUGAGGGGUCCUGUUUGAAGUCCUGUCCAGACUCUCCUGAGAACACACCGCCUGCUACGCCAACAGCUCCCUCUUCUGGAUCUCAGCAUUCCGGGAGAGCCACAUCCGGGUCCCUGGGGAGUGGCAGCACAGGACAAGACUCUAGUAAAAGCAAGCCCAGAAAGAGGAAAAGGAGCACUGCGGCCUGUGGUGUUGAGGCUCACAGCGAUGCCAUCCAGCCCUGCCACAUCAGAGAAGCCAUUCGACGCUACGGCCACAAGAUUGGCCCUCUUUCCCCAUUCACAAUUUCUUUGUCUUUGACAGAGUGCCUACCGAAGGAGCGGGAUGGCUUUUCUGGCCUGCUGAGGAGACUGUAUGUAGCUGUGCCUGCUGCAACAAGAGAGGGAAUGGGACAUCGAGGUCAUUCUUCCCUGUGCUGGAUGAAAAUAAAAUGUGGAUUUACCGUCUCCUGCCCUAGGGAGUGGCCUGCUUUGUUUUUGACUCUCCACUGUCUGACUCCAGCUCUUCCUCAGCCUCCUUAGCCUUGUUUACUGAGUGGGCCAUUUGCCUAAUUAAUGGCAGGAUGUUGGGUGGUGUGUAGGUGGACAAGAACGCACAUCACACAAUUCUGAAUUCUGAAUUUGGCAUGGAUUUGCUGCCCUCAGCUCAUAAAUCUUAAAAGCAGAGUUGUGCUUUUUUUCCCUCCAGUGUUUAGUCUGCCUUUUAUAGGAUGCAUUUUUAUGAUUCAGAUUGGGACAAAAGAGACAAAUGAGUCAGUCUCCCUUCCCAGUGACCCAACAACUGUGCUUCCAUUGUUGACAGUCUCUGCGUGUGUUCUAGAGAUGCAGUCAUUUGAUGAAUAUGCACCCAUCAAAGAUUCACCUGGCAGGACAAAGCCACCUGUUCCCCUCUUCUCCUGUCACCCCACUCACUACAGGGGUCACUUUUUCAUGCCUCCUUCCUUCUGCUUCACAGAACUCGCCUCAUCUGUCUUCACUGCCUUACGUUUCCAGCUGAACCUUCCCCGAGCCCCCACCACCACACACACAAAGCUUCCAUGCCUUUUCAGAAGCAAAGUCAAAAGGAAGAGCACAGGGAUUCUAGGAUUCACCUAACCCUUCAGAGCUCUCCCCCUGGCCUGGAAUCCAGUUAAUACACUGCCUGCUAGGAGCAGCUGAGCUGCCCCAGUGGCGUCUGUUCUGUCUCCAGUAAAUGAGGAAGUAAAAGUCUUGGGAACAACCCAAAAUCUAGCAGAUGCGAUGGUACAGUUCCUGAUUAAAUACGAAUUGCGGAGGAGGAAGUUAAGUCUUUAAUUCUGUAAGAGUUUCGGGUGGAAGAGAGAAAUAAGAGCAGCCGUUUUCUGUGUGAGCAAACCCUGGAGUGGCCACAUGCUUGUGCCGUGGUGUCCCCACUGUCAUUUACCUGCUGUGUAGUAAUCUUGGGGAAAAUGUGCAUGCUACGAAAAACGCGGAUAUUUAAUAUCAAAAACCGCCGGAGGGUUUUGAUGUUCUACCCAUGCCUGUCGAAAAGUAUGAUUAAACCGUUCUUUUUAUCAUCAUCCCUAUUUUCCUUGGCAUCCCUAAUCAUGGAAAAUUAUAACCCUGCAGUAAACAUCCCUUACUUGGGAGAUGGCAGCACUCGCUGUAUUUGGUCUCCAUCUGCCAGGCUUGUAGGCGAUCUGACAUUUUCAGGGGCUAAUUUUUCCUAUUGAAAGCCCAUCUCUGCCCCACAGUAUAUAUUUUAAGUAGCACGAGGCAGAAAAUGCAAGGCUUUGUUUCCCCGUCGUCCUCUUCUACCUAAUCUCCUUGUAGUCCCAGGGAAGGAAGACUCAACGUACAUUUCUCUCAGAAACACGACAGCUCUGUGUUUUUGUUGGUCUGGUGUAUGUUUGUCUAUCUUGAACCGUCUGGCAGGCAAUUAUUUAUAAAAUCUGGUUUGCCCAGCGAGUUCACAUAAUACCUUUCACUUUUCAUCCUGAGCCAGAAAGCUGAAUUUAGAAUCAAACAAGGCCGUUUGUGUCUGUCCUGAGCCAGCCUAGAUGUGCCCAUAAUUGCUCAAUGCUAAUAUUUUAAUCCUUUUUUUUUCUUCCCUACACUUAAGUUCUCUCCCUUACCCUUAAAACAAGACUAAAUUCGAAGCAAAACAAAAUUUUCUGAACAAUUAUAUAGAUACAACAGAAGGAAAAUCUUAGAAAUGACACUUCAAUAAACUGUCUCCUAAGAUUAAAGUGUCAACUAUUAUCAUAGUUAGAGAAGACCACUGUCCUCAUUUAUUCUCACUGUGUCAUUGGAAACUGUCACACACUUGACAGAUGAAAAGGAACCUGGCCUAGAUGGGGGAAGAGACCAUGCAUGAUAACCUAUGGCCUCAUUUUCAGCCCAGUCCACCUCUUCACCACCCUAUUUUUACGUGACAAUAUUACAAAGGCACACUAGCCUUUUCAUAUUUAUCCCAAACAAUAAAGUUAUUCUUAAUGAUACUAAUUACACAUAUACCCUAAAACAUAAAUGUGAAGUCACAUAAUGAAAUCUUAAAUUGACUAUGCUAUAAAUGAUGGUUUCUAUACAUGGGGCUCAACUCUAAAUCAUGUAUGAAUACCCAAAUUUCUGGAUGAGUUUUUAUGAUUAUUGUUACUAAUCUUUGCAUUUUAGAGAUCAAACUUGAAAAUAAAUAAAUCCAAUAAUAAUAAUAUAAUAAACUUUGCUUUUGGAAAAUUGAUGUUGCCCCCUAGACUAAGGGUAAGGAAACCAAACUACUUCUACACCUAUGUUUCGAAAUGUGGCCUUCUGGAAGUGCCCUCUAGAGGUCAUGGCACUGACCUUUCCUGCCUUCACACAUGACAGACAAUAGUUGAGAUUCAAAAAUAAUUUUCUAAUGUUAGGGGCUAAGGAUUUUAUUUAAAAACCAUCAGAAGUGCAAAUAUUUUCCAACAGUCUAUAUCGUCCCUGUGUUCUGUCUGUUCUUUGUCUUUAAAAAGUAAUAAACAGCCCACAUCAAUGUUUACCACAUAGAAGACACGUAAACAUAACUGGUGGUCUGUGGUCUGGAAGAAAACAAGUUUAUUUGUCUAGAAAUUGAAAAGUUCAAAUUUAUGAAUUUUUUCAGUAUAACUCCAAAAUUAGGCAUUGCUUUCAGGGUCAUAUAACCCCUGUGUGAAGUAAAUCACAGAGAGUGUGUGUUCUAUCUGCCCUCUAGACCUCAAAUAGUCCUGCCCUAUCUGCCCUCCGGAUCUCAGAUAGUCCUGCUCUAUCUGCCCUCCGGACCUCAGAGAGUCCUGCCCAUCAACCCUGUAUACAUCUCAUAACGUCUUUUACGGUCUCCUGUGUGUUCUGGCCCAGCAUUUCAUCAUGCAUAAACAGUUGUAUGAAUAGUGUAAGGACGGCUAGCCGAGUGUGUCCCGGCAGCGCCUCCUUGGCCAACUGAGUCCCCAGCAGCGUUCUAGCCCAUUUGGAAGCCAGGCUGAACUCUUUUGUGCUUUGCAUAGUAGUGGCGAGGAGCAGGGACUCUGACAGUUUCCCUGGAGCUGUGUUUCGUAAAGGAAAGGCUCCACAAGGGCAUCCAGCCAAGCAGCUAAACCAUGCCAUGGGAGGUGGAUGUAAAUAUGAUGGUUAAAUAAGGACCAGAUGCCCUGGGGAACUCCAAUAUCAAAAGUCAUAUCUCUUAAAGUGAGUCUCAAGUGUUGUGAACAGGAUAGUGGUACCGUGGAAGGGGGUGUUGGUUUUAAGUAUGAAACAAAAUAUCAAGCAUUCAAAUUGUCCUAAGUCAUGGAAAUUUUGGCAG
Molecule: messenger RNA, 4774 nt
Organism: Microtus ochrogaster (prairie vole)
Lineage: Eukaryota; Metazoa; Chordata; Mammalia; Rodentia; Cricetidae
Gene: Supt3h
Product: SPT3 homolog, SAGA and STAGA complex component
Biological process (GO): transcription by RNA polymerase II
Molecular function (GO): transcription coactivator activity; protein heterodimerization activity
Source: RefSeq, a predicted model, not a curated record